This is a messenger RNA of Lucilia sericata (common green bottle fly), 1720 nucleotides long. NCBI's taxonomy places the organism in Eukaryota, Metazoa, Arthropoda, Insecta, Diptera, Calliphoridae. The record is from the annotation of a RefSeq genome assembly.
AUUUGUACAAUUAGUUUUGUAAGAUUAUUUUUUUUUAGAUUGUUUUCCUUUUUUAUAGGACUUGUUUUUAUUAUAAAUGAUUAUAGAAUUUUUAUUGAGUGGGAAGUUGUUUCGAUGAAUUCAAUAAAUAUUGUUAUAACUUUAUUAUUUGAUUGAAUAAGUUUAAUUUUUAUAUCUUUUGUUUUAAUAAUUUCUUCAUUAGUUAUUUUUUAUAGUAAGGAAUAUAUAGAAAGUGAUUAUAAAAUUAAUCGAUUUAUUAUAUUAGUAUUAAUAUUUGUUACUUCUAUAAUAUUAUUAAUUAUUAGUCCUAAUUUAAUUAGUAUUUUAUUAGGAUGAGAUGGUUUAGGAUUAGUUUCAUAUUGUUUAGUAAUUUAUUUUCAAAAUGUUAAGUCUUAUAAUGCUGGUAUAUUAACAGCUUUAUCUAAUCGAAUUGGUGAUGUUGCUCUUUUAUUAGCUAUUGCUUGAAUAUUAAAUUAUGGGAGUUGAAAUUAUAUUUUUUAUUUAGAAGUAAUAAAAAGUAAUAUAGAAAUAAUAAUUGUAGGAGGAUUAGUUAUGUUAGCUGCAAUAACUAAAAGAGCUCAAAUUCCUUUUUCUUCUUGAUUACCAGCUGCUAUAGCAGCUCCUACGCCAGUUUCAGCUUUAGUUCAUUCUUCAACUUUGGUAACUGCUGGUGUUUAUUUAUUAAUUCGAUUUAAUAUUUUAUUAAGAAGUUCAUGAUUGGGUAAUUUAUUAUUAUUAUUAUCUGGAUUAACAAUAUUUAUAGCAGGGUUAGGAGCUAAUUAUGAAUUUGAUUUAAAGAAAAUUAUUGCUUUAUCUACUUUAAGACAAUUAGGAUUAAUAAUAAGAAUUUUAUCAAUAGGUUAUUAUAAGUUAGCAUUUUUUCAUUUAUUGACUCAUGCUUUAUUUAAGGCUUUAUUAUUUAUAUGUGCUGGGGCUAUUAUUCAUAAUAUAAAUAAUUCUCAAGAUAUUCGAUUAAUGGGAAGUUUAAGAUUAAUAAUACCAUUAACUUCUUCUUGUUUUAAUGUAGCUAAUUUAGCUUUAUGUGGUAUACCUUUUUUAGCUGGAUUUUAUUCUAAGGAUUUAAUUUUAGAAACAGUUUCUUUAUCUUAUAUUAAUAUAUUUUCUUUUUUUCUUUAUUUUUUUUCAACAGGUUUAACUGUAUGUUAUUCUUUUCGGUUAGUUUAUUAUACAAUAACUGGUGAUUCUAAUUUUUCUUCUUUAAAUAUAUUAAAUGAUGAAGGUUGAGUAAUAUUGAAAAGUAUAAUAGGUUUAUUAAUUUUAAGAAUUUUUGGUGGGAGAAUGUUAAGAUGAUUGAUUUUUCCUACUCCUAUAGUAGUUGUUCUUCCUUCUUAUUUAAAAUUAUUAACAUUAUUUGUUUGUAUUGUUGGGGGUAUUAUAGGUUAUAUAAUUUCUAAUGUUUCUUUAUUUUUUUAUAAUAAGGCUUUAAAUAAUUAUAAUUUUUCUUAUUUUUUAGGUUCUAUGUGGUUUAUACCUUAUAUUUCUACUUAUGGAAUUAUUAAUUAUUCUUUAAUUGUUGGAAAUAUAGUAGUUAAAUCAUUUGAUCAAGGUUGAUCAGAAUAUUUUGGAGGUCAACAAUUGUAUUUAAAUUUAGUUAAAAAUUCUCAAUUAAAUCAAAUAUUACAAAAUAAUAAUUUAAAGAUUUAUUUAUUAAGUUUUAUUUUUUGAAUUAUAAUUUUAUAUAUGUAUAUAAUUUGUUUAU